GAAGAGAAUUUGGCGGAAGAUUACGACGAUGACGAUUUGGAAGAUGGGACAGAGUAUGUGCGCAUAGUGCCGCAGCCGCGUGGCUUGCUGAUGCCACGUCGUCGAACUCGUGCUCGUAUCCCUGUUCACAGUCGCAUCUCACCUCGUGCGUUUGGAUCGUUACGAUACUCGAAUAGAAAUACACGCUUCGUCAGAAAUAGCUCCAGUGGCAGCAGCAAUCUGUGGCGUCCACGGAGCAUGAUUGCAAGAAAUCGUGCACCUCGUUACCGGAACAAUCGUAGUUUCAGAUGGAUUGCCCCGCAGUUCAGCAAUAAGCGAGCAACGAUAACGAGGGAAGAAUUGGACAGGGAUCUUGAAGAGUACAUGAAGAAAGGAAAGCACCCACCAAUCGAUGUUUCUGAUCUCAAAUAG
Gongylonema pulchrum is the source of this 411-nucleotide messenger RNA. NCBI's taxonomy places the organism in Eukaryota, Metazoa, Nematoda, Chromadorea, Rhabditida, Gongylonematidae. The record is from the annotation of a GenBank genome assembly.